Molecule: messenger RNA, 1306 nt
Organism: Impatiens glandulifera
Lineage: Eukaryota; Viridiplantae; Streptophyta; Magnoliopsida; Ericales; Balsaminaceae
Product: DNA-3-methyladenine glycosylase 1
Exons: 4
Coding region: 53-991 (312 amino acids)
Biological process (GO): base-excision repair
Molecular function (GO): DNA-3-methyladenine glycosylase activity
Source: RefSeq, a predicted model, not a curated record
AGUGCCAAUCUCUCUCUCUAUAAAUCCUCAAGUUUUCUUCAAGAAACCAAAAAUGUCUGUAGCUACAGAGCCUCCAUCCAUGGAAAGACCCAUUUUAAAAACCAGGCCAAUACUUAUUCCGGCCGAAAACCGAACUAGGGUUCCGACUCCGACAAAGAAACAGAAGCCGAUCGGAAAACUUGUUUCCGAGACGCCUAGAUCCGUCGUAAGUACAAAUAGAUCAAUUGACAGUUCAUGUUCGUCGGAUUCUUCUUCCGACGUAUCUCCGACGAAGAAUUCGGACAAAAAUGGUUUCAAGUCGUCGGAAAAAGUUGCUCCGGUUGGAAUUGUAACCAACGGAUCGCCGUUGCCGUCGGUUCCGGUGUCAGUUGUAAGGCGGUGCGAUUGGAUAACGGCUAACUCAGACCCAUUGUAUGCUUCUUUUCACGACGAAGAAUGGGGAGUUGUCGUUAAAGACGAUAAGAAGUUGUUUGAGUUGUUUAUUCUAUCUCAAAUGUUAUCGGAGUUAACUUGGUUGGGCAUCCUCAGCCGAAGAGAAAAGUUCAGUAAGCUUUUUGAUGAGUUUAAUCCUCGCUCAAUUUCUAAGUUCACCGAUAAAGAUCUAAAGUUAUUUUGUUUGAAUGGAAAUCCAUUAAUUUCCGAGACAAAAUUACGAACAAUUGUAGAGAACGCGGUUCAUAUGAUUAAGAUUCAAGAAGAAUUUGGUUCCUUCAGCAACUAUUGUUGGAGUUUCGUGAAUCACAAGCCGAUACGAAAUGAAUUUCGGUAUGCUCGACAAGUUCCGGUUAAGACGGCUAAAGCAGAGAUGAUGAGCAAGAACAUGAUGAAAAGAGGAUUUCGAUGCGUGGGAGCGACAAUUGUGUACUCUUUCAUGCAAGCAGCGGGAUUAGUGAACGAUCACGUUACGUCGUGUUUCAGAUAUCAAGAAUUAUUACAAUCCCCAGUUGAGAUUGAAGGAUCCAAAAUUAAAGGCAAUGAUUUCCGAGGAUGAUGUCUAAUGAUUGAUGAACGAUCAUGUCAUAUCUUGUUUCAGAUAUUAAGAAUUAAUGCAAGAGUUGGGAUUGGAGUAUCCAAAAUAGAAGACAAUGAUUUCAAUGAUCAAAUUGUUACUCGAUAAGUUUUUUCUUUCUUUCUUUUUUACUAUGUUUGAUGGUGCUUGUAUUGUAGAACUAAUUUGUUCAUGUGUUCUUGUCAUUAGUAGUACUAUUCUAUUUAAUUAUUUAAUUGUAAUAGGGGUUGAGUGUUUUUCAUUGCAUAAGUAUUUAUUGUAUAAAAUGUUUUUAAAAUCUAUAUAUAAAUAUUUAAU